Cuscuta campestris is the source of this 2976-nucleotide messenger RNA. The record is from the annotation of a GenBank genome assembly. Lineage: Eukaryota; Viridiplantae; Streptophyta; Magnoliopsida; Solanales; Convolvulaceae.
GAGAAAUUUUUUCGGCAAUGGCGGAUUAUUGCUCCGUCCUCUUCAUACGUUCGAUUCUUGAAGCAGGAAAAAUAGCUGAAAAUUUGUCAAAUUUUUUUCCUUUUCGAAGUCAAUCCAAAAUCAAAUUCAGAUCUGUUCCUAUCAUUGGAUCGAUCUCAUCUCGAAGCUCAGAUCGCUAUAUGCCUGCGAUCCCGCGCGAGCCGCUAGCUACCACCGCCGCCGCCACCGGAGCGUCGUCAAUUCCUCCUUCACUGCCGCCGUGUUCCGCCGCCGUAGGAGGAGGAGGAAUCGCCGGGAAUGGGUGAGAACGGGUUUACGCCGUCGCGAUACGUGCAGGUACCGGGCCAGACGAACGACCACUGUGCGGCCCAAAUACUGCUGCACUCGCCGGGGCUAUGGGGGGACGGAUCGGAUAUGUACCAGUACAGGUUCUUCACGUACGCCCUACCCCGUUUGCUCCUCCAGAUCUCCGUCGUCUUCCUCCUCACCCACACCCUCUAUCUGCUCCUCAAGCGCUUCCGCCUCCCCCGCAUCGUCUCCGAGCUUCUGGCGGGGAUCAUAUUGGGGCCAACAGUGCUGGGCAAAUUCAAGUUCACCCAAGCCCUCGUGUUCAGACUUGAAGGAGAAGUCUACGUUGACCUCCUCUCAAAGAUCGGUUACAUCUUUUUCAUCUUCCUCAGCGGCGUCAAGAUGGACCCGGGCAUGAUCACCCGAACUGGAUCCAAGGCGUGGACCAUCGGCGCGGUGGCGGUUCUCGUCCCCUACACCGCCUUCCUCAGCUUCAGCGAGAACAUCAUUCAGAACUACCCGCAGAUCCACCGCUACCGGUGGGCGGCGUUCAGUAGCAUUCUCCGCAUUCAGAGCAUUUACGCGUUCCCCGUCAUCGCCUUCCUCCUCGUCGACCUCAAGAUCAUGAACACCGAGCUCGGCCGCCUCGCUCUCGCGACCGGGCUCAUCGCCGACUUGCUCAGUAACCUCAUCUCCGCCUUGAUUGCUAAUAUCAAGAUGGGGACCAUGGCGGCAAUGCCGAUAUUGUCUGUUCAUUCUUUUGUAUUGACCAUCGGGCUGGUCUCCCUUUUCGUGUUGACCAUUCGCCCGCUGUCGUCUUUGAUCAUCCGGCGUACGCCGGAAGGGAAGCCGGUGGACGGGGUCUACGUCAUCGUUAUUUCGUUCAUGGUGUUCUGUUCGUCGAUCCUGACGGACAAUGCCGGGAUGAAUUUCCAGUACGGUCCCUUUAUACUCGGGCUAGCGAUCCCCGACGGGCCGCCGCUCGGGUCGACGCUGGUGGAGAAGCUCGAAACCAUUGUCUCCGGCCUUCUGGCGCCGCUGAUGGUGACGUACUGCGGAACGAAAGUAAAUCUCCUCGACGUAUACGAUCUCCAGAUUAUUUUUCAGGUGUGGAUCGCAAUUUUGUCAUGUUACGUCAUAAAGUACCUGUCGAUCUUCUCGCCGGCAAUGAUAUGCAAGGUCCCCGUGAAAGACGCCGCCGCCCUGGCGUUCGUCUUGAGCACCCAGGGGGUGGUGCAGAUGUCGUUCUACCUGAACAACAUCAUAAACCAGACGUACGAUGUGGAGACGUUUUCGACGCUAACGUUGGGCGUGAUGAUCACGGCGGCGGUGGCACACGUCCUGGUGGCGUCGUUGUACGACUACACAAGGACGUACACGGGCUACCAGAAGAGAGACAUCCAGCACGUCACCGGGAAUUCCGAGCUGAGGAUGAUGGUCUGCAGCCACCGGCUAGACGACGUGGCGGCGGCAAAGAAGGUGUUGGAGAUUUCCGGCUCGUAUCGCGAGAGUCCGCUCUCGAUCUACGCGUUGUUCCUGGUGGAGCUUGUCGGUCGGGCCACGCCCCUGCUGAUUGACCACCAGCUGGGCCAGAAGAGCAGCUCGUCGAACCUCAGCCGGACCCAGAAGAUGGCGGACGCGCUGAGGUUGUUCGAGCAGCAGGACGCGAGCCGGACGACGAGCGUCCAGUUCUUCACUACGAUAUCCCUCCAGAAGUUCAUGCACCACGACAUAUGCUCCCUCGCGUUCGACAAGCUCGCCUCCAUGAUCGUCCUCCCCUUCCACCGGAAGUGGAACUACCAAGGGAAGCUGGUGCAGGAGAACAACGGAGUGAGGGCGAUGAACAGCUCGGUGCUCGACAUGGCGCCCUGCUCUGUCGGCAUCGUGAUAGACCGCCACAAGAUGAAGAGGGGCUCCGAAGCUGUCGGAGCCCCGUUCGAACACGUGGCGGUCAUAUUCCUGGGGGGAGCCGACGACCGCGAGGCGCUGUCUUACGGUCGCCGGAUGUCGCGGUCACCGGCUGUCCGCCUGACCGUGGUGCGAUUCGUUCCGUUGGACCCGGAUGCGGUGGACAGCCAGUGGGACGCGGUGCUCGACGCGGAACUCUUAAAGGAGGCGCGGCAGGUGGGGCAACACCAGGACAACGUGGUGUACCGGGAGGAGCGGGUGAGGGACGGGGCGGAGACGGCGAUGACGAUACACGACAUGGAGGAGGUGUUCGACCUCAUCUUGGUGGGGAGGAGGCACAAGGAGGACUUGCCGCAGCUGCUGGGGCUGAGUGAGUGGAAUGACAUACCGGAGCUGGGGCUCAUCGGAGACAUGCUCGCCGCGCCGGAGAUCACAUCUCCGGUCUCCGUUCUGGUGGUGCAACAACAGUAUACCAAGGGCAAAUGAUUGGCGACAUAUACGACGUAGGACUGUGUAGGAGUUUGUGAAGAUUUUCCAUUUUUUUUACCCGGAGUAAUUUUUACUCAUAUGUACCUUAAAAUUGACAUUUUCUUUCUUUUUGUUCAACACAUUCACUUUGUAAUGCAUAUAUAGUCAUCUUUUCUUCUAUUGUAAAGUGUACAAAAUAUAUUUGUUCCUCUUCUUGUUCCUUUUCAUUCAGCAUGUAAUUAAAUAUAUAUUUAGAUAAAUGAAAAAAGAAAUAUAUGAACCACAUAAGUUUAAGAAAAUAAUAGCCAUUAU